UCGAAAGAGUGGUAGAAAUAUCAAAAUUGCCUUUUACUGGAACAGGGCCAGUAUUCGUUCAUACCAAAACCCUAAACCUUGAAAGCAGGUUUAGGGUUAUGGUUGACGGUGAAGAGCUCGGCAGGAAGCAGAGGUUGGGGAAAUAUCAUAUGUGAUAGUAUUCAAGGGAUGCUCUGUUUCUCGUAUUACAAUCGCAGGCAAGCACUCGUCUCCAUUCUCUUUACUCCAUGUAAAUGUAAUUGAUGCUAUCAAAUGACUCUAUAUAUCUGCAAAAGCCUCAUCUCGCUCUAUCUCAAAAGCUCUCAACACCACCUCCACAAACCUCACUUUUCCUGCUCCCUCUCUCUCCUCUUCUUCUCCUCCUCCGGACCCCAAAAAAAGAAACCAGCUAUCCCCGUCUCUACUGCCGAUUACUUGAUCAAGCGGCACCAGUUCUCCCAAGAAACCGCUCUAACGGCCGCUUCUGUGAUAACAUAUUUGAAAAAACCCGAGAAGUCUGAUUCCAUACUAGCAUUCCUCAAGGAAAGCGGUUUUUCCCAGACCCAUCUCGAGAAAACAGUCAAACGAGUCCCCCGUGUUCUCUCUGCCAACCUUGACAAGACCAUCAAGCCCAAAAUCAAGAUUUUCCAGGAUUUGGGCUGUACGCCCACCGACAUUGCUUAUAUUAUAUCGCAAGACCCGUGGAUCCUAAAUAGGAGUGCUAAUAAUGGCUUGAUGCCAUCAAUUGUAGCAUUGCAGAGUGUUAUGGGUUCGAACUCGGAUGUCUCUAAGGUUUUGAAGAUUUGUGCGCGGUUUCUGAAACAUGAUUUAGGGAAGACCUUGAAACCUAAUAUUGAAUUCAUGAAGAGUUGUGGAAUCAGCACGUCACAGAUAAAGAAAGUCGUAUUUAGCUUCCCGAGAUUUUUGCUGCAUAAGCCGGAGAGUAUUAAAGAUUCUGUGAGGAGGGUUGAUGAAAUGGGGUGUGAUAGAAAGUCUAAGAUGUAUCUUCAUGCAAUUCGAAAUUUGAGUUCAAUGACACUAGAGAAUUGGGAACUGAAAUUGAAACUUUUCCGGAGUCUGGGAUUUUCAGAAAAUGAAAUUGUAACAUCGUUUAGGAAGGCGCCUCAGGUUUUUGCACUAUCUGAGAGGAAAAUUAUAGAGGGAACCAGAUUUCUGCUUACUGUAGGGAAUUCUGAUAUGUCUUAUUUGGUUAACCACGCAGAAUUGCUUAUUUUCAGCAUUGAGAAAAGGCUCAAACCCCGUUUUCGGGUCUUGGAGUUUUUGCAAGGUAAGAAUUUGCUUCCAAAAAGGCCUAGCGUGACCACCAUUUGCAAGAUAUCUAAUAAACAGUUCAUUGGAAAGUAUGUGCUUCCUUAUUCAAAUGAAGUUGGGGAUUUAUACAUGGUUAAAGAAGGUUCAUAGACAUCAAAACUGCUGUUAUUGAGACUCAUAUGAAAACCAUGCUGAUAAAUAGAUCUCAAUACCAUCUUGACUUCUGUUGGAGUUCUGCAUUCUGGGAACUGCUCUUUAACAGAUGGUAUGGGAAAAGCAGCGAAGAGAAGAUGGAGGUGAUGGCAGGGCAUAUGUAGCAGUAUCAAAUUAUCCUGCACUUUAGGAUGUCUGCGGCAGCUUAUCUGUCUUCAAAUUGACUUCUCACACGCUCCUCUAUUAAGUAAUGGGCACAAGCAACAAUCAAUGUGUGCCAGAUCGGUGAAUCAUGGCCAGAUGCUGAUGAAACUAUAUGGUCACAAUAAAUCUGAAACAGGAAAUCAGCAAAUGAGGAUUGCAUGGCAGCAGUGGCAGCAGGGAGAGGAGUACUAGUGGUACUGGUUUGUUAUUUCUUUUUGUAGACUUAGUUAUCCUUUUUUACAUGGUGAUGUUUAUUUUGCGUUGUCAGACUAGUUCCUUCUUCAGUUUGAGGUCCAAAAAUAAAUUGCUAUAGAAAUAUCUAUCACUGUUGAUGCGA
Messenger RNA from Vitis vinifera (wine grape), 1945 nucleotides. RefSeq names its product transcription termination factor MTERF8, chloroplastic. Gene Ontology annotation, biological process: chloroplast organization; regulation of DNA-templated transcription. Bases 253 to 1401 code for a protein of 382 amino acids. Lineage: Eukaryota; Viridiplantae; Streptophyta; Magnoliopsida; Vitales; Vitaceae. The record is from RefSeq and is a predicted model, not a curated record. The transcript is spliced from 3 exons. Gene Ontology annotation, molecular function: double-stranded DNA binding. Gene Ontology annotation, cellular component: chloroplast.